Molecule: messenger RNA, 1479 nt
Organism: Peronospora belbahrii
Lineage: Eukaryota; Oomycota; Peronosporomycetes; Peronosporales; Peronosporaceae
Source: the annotation of a GenBank genome assembly
AUGGAUUACGUUGUGCAUACUGUCGAGUUCUUGCAGCCAUAUGCAGAAUUAGUGACGCCAUUUGACUUUAGUUUCUUGUAUAGUUACGUUGAUAAGCUCUCGACUUCUCUCAAUCUUGGCAGUGAUCAGCUUCGUUAUGUACUCUGUCUCUUUGCUGCAUAUCCAUUAGCUGUUGUAUACAAAUUCCUGCCAAGUGCUCAUCUCAAGCAUUUAAUGGAUGUGAUUGUUGGUAUUUCUAUCGCUCAGUUUGUCUUGGGCUCAGGCUGGAUUCACUCGUUCAUUGCGAGCUUUAUCACGUAUCUCUUGGUGAUGUUUGGACCACCCAAGCAUACACCAAGCAUCGUGUUCUUGUUCAAUAUGCUGUACAUGUCAGCUUCACACAUUUAUCGUCUUUACGUGGACUAUAUGGGCUGGACACUGGACUUUACAGGACCGCAGAUGCUGUUGGUUAUCAAGCUCACAAGCUUUGCGUACAAUUACUACGACGGUGUAGUCGACAAGACGUUUGAGAAGAAGAGUGGACACAUGUCUUCCAGCAUGAAAAAAGUGUAUGAAAACCGUCAAAAGCUUGCAAUCCAAGAGAUUCCGAGCUUGUUAGCAUUCUAUGGCUACGUUUACAGCUUUACAACGUUCUUGGCCGGACCGGCCUUUGAGAUUCGCGAGUAUUUGGACGUGACGACCGGCAAGAAGUUCCGUUUUGAUGGUAAGAACAAGCAGCCGUCCAGUGUGCUAGCAGCCUUCUCCAAAUUCUUGGUAGGCUCGCUGCUUAUGGCUGCGUUUGCCGUAUAUGGACCCACGUACCCGCUGUCGAACCUUCACGACCCCAAAGUUGCGGCUCUACCGCUGUUGUACCAGAUUCGCGACUUGUACAUUACGCUCAUUUUCUGCAAAGCGAAGUACUACGCCGCCUGGAAGAUUGCUGAGGGUGCAACAGUAUUGUGCGGCUUUGGUUUUGAGGGCUUCAACAAGGAUGGUUCAAGCCUUGGCUGGAACGGUGUGAGCAACAUGGAUAUUCUGGGCUUUGAGUUUGCGCAGAGCAUUCGCGCUGCUUCUCGCGCCUGGAACAAAGGCACGCAAAAUUGGUUGGAGCGCUAUGUGUACACUCGCACGGGCAACUCGCUCAUUGCCACGUACUUCGUCUCGGCCUUCUGGCACGGAUUCUAUCCGGGCUACUACCUGUUCUUUAUGAGUCUGCCACUAGCUACGGCUGUGAACCGCCUGGCCUUCAAGCGUCUCCGUCCACGUUUUAUUGAGGCCGAUGGAUCGUUUGGAGCCAAGAAGAAAGUUUAUGACUUCUUGAGCUACCUGCUGACGCUAUUUGCAAUGCACUACUUUGUGAUGCCUUUCCAGGCGAUGUCGUGGGAGAAUUCGCUGACUUCGCUGAAGAAUACGUACUUCGUCGGGCACAUUGCUGCUGUCGUGCUUUACGUCGUGCUUUCCGUCAUCCCGACACCCAAGCCCAAAAAGAAAAUUGAAUAG